Molecule: messenger RNA, 904 nt
Organism: Toxotes jaculatrix (banded archerfish)
Lineage: Eukaryota; Metazoa; Chordata; Actinopteri; Toxotidae
Exons: 6
Coding region: 77-811 (244 amino acids)
Source: RefSeq, a predicted model, not a curated record
CAGUUUUUAAGCUUGCAGAAGACAGGGUCCGCUUGCAAUACACAGACACACAGAUUCAGGACCUUUGUGUAAGCAGAUGUGGCGAGCCAUGAUGGGGGUUGUUUAUGUUGUUGUGGCUAUGUUCAGUCUUCUGUCUGUUGGACAGUCAGCUCCUGUGACGAGCUGUGAGAGUCUGAUCCAACCUCUUCAGAUCCAAGGAAGAGACCAACUGCUGGGCAAAUGGACGUACUUAGCAGAAAGCACAGACAUCACUGGAUCCAAACUGCUGACCAAGAUGUUUGUAGAGAGCGUCUGGGGCAAAUUCACCGCAGCUAACGAGAGUGAUGCCAUGAAUCUUUAUCAGUCUCAAAAAAUGUUUGGCCGCUGUUUCUCUGUCACAUUUAAGCUGACUUUGAAGGACAACACUAUCUAUAUGGAGCAACCUUACAAUGCUUCUGCCACCCUACUGAAUACUGGCUGCAGCGACUGCCUGGUUUUCUACUCGAAAUACAACACUGGAAGUGGCACGUACAGUGGUCUCCAGUUCCUGAGCAGGAGAAAUAAGGUGUCUGAUGCUGAGCUGCAAGAGUUUGUGAAGCAGGCACAGUGUCUGAACCUACCAUCACCUGCUAUCCUAGACCCAGAAAAAGGUCUGUGCCCAGAUGAGUCUUCCACCCAAGAUACAGAGACUGUUGAUCUAACCAGUGUCAUGACUGACAUUAACAUGGAUGAAGUUUUCAACAUUUUUGACAAAAUUAUGAACUCUCAAAGUGGAAUGAAGACGCUCCUCAAACUGAUCACCAGUGACAUAACUGGAUUCAAACAAACUUAACCUUGGUAAAAGGGUCAUGACAUGCUUACAUAAUGAAGAAGCCAUGUCUGCAUGAAGAGAAUUUUCCAAUAAAAAUGAGAGAUGCUAAAUGAA